AUGCAUCCACGUUAUCUUUCAGCAUCAGCUCCAGGACUGCUUCAAUCUAAAUCAAUUAAAGAUCUGAGAAAGGCUGGAAGAACGAUAUCUCGAGGGAGUGAAACAUUAGUAAGAGAAAGUGAUAUUGAACAAUCUCAACCAAUCGCGAAUCUCAUCGGACCAAUUAGAGUUGAUACUUCGAGAAAGAUGUCACGGCAAGCAAAUGCGGACAUUUUAAUAGAGGAUCGUAUUGAGCUGAUCGGCUCUGGUGCACGCGACACUACGAAAAAACUUAUUGCGAUUACACCGAGAAUAUGCCAACGAUGCGAUGAGAACGUUAAAGUGAAACCAAAAACAAGUCAAUCAGUAAAAAUUGGUGACAAUUAUAUUGUCAUUGAACGAUCAUCAACACUCAAGCCAAUGAUUCUGUCUGAUGGAAAAUCAAAACGAUUCGAAGAGACGCAUACCUAUCAAACAAGAACACCUCAUUUAGUGAAUAAAGAUACUGAAAGGAACGUUAAGUCGGAAAGCACAUCAAAUGGCAAAAGAAUGUUCAGUUUACAAGGUCCACUUAAGGUGGAAUCAAAGCAGCAAAUCGUCGCGGGUAAAAGAGGCGGCUAUAUUGUCGUAGAAGAUAUUCUGCUCCGUGCGAACGGAAGUACCAAUGAGCCACGUGAUGUAAGUUAG
Anisakis simplex (herring worm) is the source of this 666-nucleotide messenger RNA. NCBI's taxonomy places the organism in Eukaryota, Metazoa, Nematoda, Chromadorea, Rhabditida, Anisakidae. The record is from the annotation of a GenBank genome assembly.